Molecule: messenger RNA, 802 nt
Organism: Fopius arisanus
Lineage: Eukaryota; Metazoa; Arthropoda; Insecta; Hymenoptera; Braconidae
Gene: Psf2
Product: DNA replication complex GINS protein PSF2-like protein
Exons: 3
Coding region: 19-606 (195 amino acids)
Biological process (GO): DNA replication; double-strand break repair via break-induced replication
Cellular component (GO): nucleus; GINS complex
Source: RefSeq, a predicted model, not a curated record
GAAUAAAUAAUAUUGAGCAUGGAACCCUGUGAAAUAGAGUUUCUCGGUGAAAAAGGACUAGUCAGUAUUGUUCCUAAUUUUAAUUUUGAUCCCAUUCACUUGAUUUCGGGAAGUGUUGGGCCCUUUAGGGCUGGACUCCCGGUGAAGGUGCCCAUUUGGCUAGCCGUCAACCUCAAGCAGAGGCAAAAGUGCAGAAUAGUCUGUCCUGAAUGGAUGGAGCCUGAGAAUCUGGAACUUCUGAAAGAGAACGAGAAAUUGUCCAAAGUAUUUACCGAAAUGCCACAUGACCAUUACAUGGACGAGGCCCAUAUACUCCUGGGGGCAGCAUCCGAUGAUAUUCCUGAUGUUGACAACAUAAGAACAGCCAUCAAGGACAUCUGGGACAUGAGAAUGUCUAAAUUACGAACUUCCAUCGACGAAUUAUUUAAAGAUCACAGCGCAGUCCACGCAAUGUUAAAUAAUCUAACAGCAAUGGAAUUAAAUGGAGCAAGACCCCUCCUGCCCCACGCCAUGGAUCAGCUGAUGAGGAUUCGAAUGAGUGAAGAAACUGGAAAACGUUCUCAGCCCUUCCAAGACAGCCAUCAAUCCGGACCCUCGGGGAAUUAAUUAAAAAAUAAUCAAUUGUUUAUUAUUUUGAUGUUAAAUUCGGGUGUCAACAUUUUUUCGGAGCCAUCAGUCCAUUUUAUUUUGAAAAAUCUCGGGAAUUGGUGUCCGAGAAAUUCUGGAGUAAUUGUAGAACCGAGAGUAAUAAUUCGAUUUUUUAUUCAAUUUAUUUAUAUUUAUAAUAAACUUAUGUCUCUUA